AUGCCAUUCCGCUAUAGUCUUACCGGCGCUGCCUUGCCCGCCCACAUCAUCACCCAAACCUCUCGAGCAGCAUCAUGGGGCUGCCGUCGUUUCUUCCACCCAACUCUAUGCGUCCGCGGCCUUGAGACCAAUAUUAGCGGCCAUGAUAACCACUAUGAGACAUUGAACGUCCCGUUGAACGCCUCGCCAGCGGAUAUUAAAAAAUCCUUCUACGUCCUCUCCAAACGCCACCACCCCGACCACAACCCCUCCGACCCUCACGCCUCCACGCGCUUCAUGCGCAUCAACGAAGCCUACUCCAUCCUCAGCCACGCCGACAAGCGCGCCCGCUACGACCGCGACCACCUCCGCCUCAACCCACACUACCACCACCACCCUGGUAACCGGCCCGGCGGCUCCUACCACAGCAGCUCCUCCAACAACCCGGCCGGCGGGCGCCCCGCUUCGGGCCUCAGUCGGCGCCGGGGAACGUACCAGGGCCCGCCGCCGAGCUUUUAUCGGAGUGGGGGGUGGGGGGUGCAUGGGGCGAAGAGACGGGCUGCGCAUGAGCAGAGUACGGGCGGGGCGGAGUCGAGGUAUGCUGGGUCGGCUUCUUCGUCGUCGUCAGAGUCAUCAUCGGGGGAGACGUCGGCAGGGGGAGGUAAUGCGGGUGGACAGGGACAUACACCACCGCCGCCGGGUGGUGGUUCUAGCGGAACCGGUGGACUGGGCGGGAUGGGUCCCGGGCAACGGCCGUUUAAAGACGAUGUCGACUACGACACGCCGCAUUUCAACCGUAAAGCGCACGAGCGGGCGCAACGGCGGAGUGAUGACCGACGGGCACACAAGCAGGCUAGAGAAAAGGGCGUGGAUAUUGACCAUGAGGAAACUAAUACCACGAUGAGCUUCUUUGGGGUUGUGGCUAUUUUGGGCGUGGUGGUGCUUGGCCCGAUAGGUCUAUUUACUGUACUCAUUGAAUAA
Dichotomopilus funicola is the source of this 960-nucleotide messenger RNA. RefSeq lists its product as uncharacterized. Bases 1 to 960 code for a protein of 319 amino acids. The transcript has 3 exons. NCBI's taxonomy places the organism in Eukaryota, Fungi, Ascomycota, Sordariomycetes, Sordariales, Chaetomiaceae. The record is from RefSeq and is a predicted model, not a curated record.